CUGAGUGACCGUCAGUGUACGAACAAGUGAGGCGGUGUGUGGUUGUGCGCGUUGUGCUCCUGACAAUACAUUUGCAAUCAUGAGGAAGAAGAGCCCAAAGAAGGAACAAAGCCCCAUGUCACAGAACUACAAGAUCGUAGUUGUAGGAGGCGGAGGUGUAGGGAAAUCUGCAAUCACCAUCCAGUUCAUACAGAGUUACUUCGCGACGGACUACGACCCGACCAUAGAGGAUUCCUACACAAAGCAGUGUGUCAUCGACGACCUGGUGGCCAAGCUGGACAUUUUGGAUACAGCUGGCCAAGAAGAGUUCAGUGCCAUGAGAGAGCAGUACAUGCGCUCUGGUGAAGGGUUUUUGCUUGUGUUCUCUGUCACAGACAGAAAUAGC
Messenger RNA from Penaeus monodon (black tiger shrimp), 385 nucleotides. RefSeq names its product ras-like protein 2 (gene Ras64B). Gene Ontology annotation, biological process: signal transduction. Gene Ontology annotation, molecular function: GTP binding; GDP binding; GTPase activity. NCBI's taxonomy places the organism in Eukaryota, Metazoa, Arthropoda, Malacostraca, Decapoda, Penaeidae. The record is from RefSeq and is a predicted model, not a curated record. Gene Ontology annotation, cellular component: plasma membrane.